Messenger RNA from Dendronephthya gigantea, 615 nucleotides. RefSeq lists its product as uncharacterized. The coding region runs from base 1 to 615 and encodes 204 amino acids. The record is from RefSeq and is a predicted model, not a curated record. Lineage: Eukaryota; Metazoa; Cnidaria; Anthozoa; Malacalcyonacea; Nephtheidae. The transcript has 2 exons.
AUGAGACAAAAAAACGAUAAAGCAUUCACUGAACUCCUUAACAGAAUCAGAACAGCCUCCCAUACAGAAGAUCAUAUUAAAGUUAUUCAGUCAAGAUCCAUUGAACCAUACGAUCCAAACUAUCCAUCUGAUGCACUUCAUAUUUUUGCUGAAAAUGCUCCUGUUAAUGAACAUAACCAAAAGAAGCUUGAAGAAAUUCAAAGACCUCUCUUUAUUCUUAAAGCAAAAGAUCAAUAUCCAAAAAACAUCAAUAAAGCAGACAUUAAUAAACUUUUAGCAAGAGGACGGUCUGACACAUGUGGACUUGAUUAUGAAAUACGAAUUAAAGAAGGUGCCAGAGUAAUGCUUACUACAAAUAUCAACAUACAAGAUCAACUUAUCAAUGGUCAAAUUGGAACGAUAGCUAAAAUUAAUAUUAAUUCAAAUAAUGAACCAAAUGUUUUAUAUAUUAAGUUUGAUGAUGAGAAAGCUGGUAAAACUACAACAAACACCACUACCAACAUGUUUGCAAGAGAGAAUCAUGUUGUACCGAUAGAGCCUGUUCUUGCAAAAAUCAAAGUUAGACCUGGAAAAGCAUCAUCUCCAGAAAUACAGAGAAUCUUUAAGAAAGCAUAA